AUGGAACCUCAAGAAGUCACCCAGUAUUCUCAUCUGAGAGAUGAUCAAAUUAAAGAAAGCAAUGAAGCAGCUGCGUGGAUAGUUUUACAGGAUAUAAAGGAGAGAGAGGAGAAAGAAGUUGUACAGGGCUACCCUAUGUUGGACACCACAGCUACAGAAGGAGAAGGUGCAAAUGAAGAAGAAUCCAGAGAUGAAAUAACUCCUGCUGGCAGUUCAGCCUCAGCCUCUGUAGAUGACAGAAGCCAGGAUGGCGGGACCAGCAGCAAUGACCAGGAUAAAGGCCAACAAAAGGAGCCAAUCCCUGGGAGCACAAAAGGCCAUCAGGCUUCCCCACGUCUACCAGGCCAGCUGUCCCGCAACCGCCACAGGUUCACCGAGUUCCAGCUCCAGGAGCUGGAGCGCAUUUUCGAACGUAAUCACUAUCCUAGUGCUGCAGCCCGAAGGGAGCUCGCAAGAUGGAUAGGUGUGACAGAAUCCAGAGUGGAGAAUUGGUUUAAGAGUAGGAGAGCCAAGUACAGGAAAUGCCUGAGGAUGUAAGUGCUCUGAAGUGCUCCUCAUGGUGCUCACUGUAGCUGCACCUUUCCCUAAAGAUUGCGGAGGAGAACUAGAGAACCACCUUUGCCCAGAAGCGGAUGAGAUUUUGCUGCCACCAACCCAUUGUUCUAACCACUCCCCCCUCCUAUCUUACUCUUAUCUCCUCAGCUCUUUUAAUUGCAAUAAAGUGGUGAAAUCUCAAUA
Rattus norvegicus (Norway rat) is the source of this 738-nucleotide messenger RNA. It is a transcript of the gene Rhoxf8, whose product is annotated as Rhox homeobox family member 8. Gene Ontology annotation, cellular component: nucleus. Lineage: Eukaryota; Metazoa; Chordata; Mammalia; Rodentia; Muridae. The transcript has 4 exons. Gene Ontology annotation, biological process: positive regulation of transcription by RNA polymerase II. The coding region runs from base 1 to 537 and encodes 178 amino acids. Gene Ontology annotation, molecular function: DNA binding. The record is from RefSeq and is marked provisional.